UAAAUAUACCUUCACCAUGGGAAGAUCACAAGCGUCUGACUCACCAAGAAGUGGGUCAAUAAGGGUGUGACGUCAUAUUGUUAUUUACCUGAAAAUGGCUGCUCUCUUCGGACAUGGAAAUCCUCUUGCGACGCAAGUUGGACAGUUGAUUGAGAGAGGCACAGAUGGAUCACAAGCAUCAGAAAACUGGAUGGUUUUGAUGGAAGUUUGUGAUAUCAUCAAUGAAACAGAUGAAGGUCCUAAGGAUGCUGCUCGAGCAAUCAGAAAGAGGUUAUCACAAAAUAUGGGGAAGAACCACACGGCGGUCAUGUACACGCUAACUUGUCUAGAAACGUGUGUAAAGAACUGUGGCAGAAGAUUUCACCUCCAGGUGGCAAACAAAGAUUUCCUGUCGGAUCUGAUCAAAGUUAUUGGUCCAAAGUAUGACCCACCACAAGCAGUUCAAGAAAAAGUUCUAAGUCUUAUUCAGACAUGGGCAGAUGCAUUCAGAGGGACUCCUGAACUGAAGGAGAUAGACAAAGUUUACCAGGAUCUGAAGGCAAAAGGAAUAGAGUUUCCUAUGACAGAUCUUGACCACAUGGCACCCAUCCAUACACCAGCCAGGAGCACAGCGGAGGUGGACCCAGGAUUAAGUCGAUUAAGACUGUCAACUAGAGCUCCCCAGCAGGCUCCAGUGUCCCCACCCACCCAAGUCCCCACUGGUCCUGUCAACCCAUCAGCGGAGCAGAUGACCAAGUUAAAAACAGAGCUAAACGUAGUCCAAGGUAACCUCCGAGUAAUGAGUGAGAUGUUAACGGAACUGUCUCCUUCUAAUAUUGACCCUUCAGAUCUAGAGCUCUUACAAGAACUCAACAGGACAAACAGACAGAUGCAGCAGCGAUUGGUGGAAUUAAUAGACAAAAUAGCUAAUGAGGAGGCUACAAAUGAGCUUUUACGCAUUAAUGAUGACAUGAAUAACGUGUUUCUGAGAUACGAGCGGUUUGAACGAUAUCGAACGGGACAAUCCGGGCAGCAGUCCUCCCAGCCCUCAGAACCCUUACCCUCCGAAAGUGUGUCACCACCCUCAUAUGAACAGGCGUCCUCACCUGGACCCGUCCCUUCACAGCCUGCCCCAGCUGUAGGAAAUCUCAUUGACCUAGGGGAUGACACCCAUGUCCCAGCCCCACAGCUGGCCCCACAAGUUACAUCACAGAUGGCCAAUCUAGAUAUUGGAAGCAAUUCAGCGCCGAGCACAGGUCACAAUGAUGAUGAUUUUGAUAUGUUUGCCCAAUCCAGACAGUCCUUUGAUACCAAUAGACAGACAAUGGGAAGUUACGCAAAUCAGCAGGAGGACCAGUUUAAUAAAGCUGGAUUAGGAGCUGUGGUCAACUCCAAAAACAAUUUUACAACAGAUGAGGAAGUAUUACAGCUCACUAAAGAAGAGGAGGAGGUCCUUAAGUUACAAGACAAAGAAACAGAUUAUGCCGAGAUGGAACAGUGGCUGACAGCAGAGCAGAAAGCCAGUUUGAACGAACACAAAAAUCAACAAAAAGAUUCAUUAUCCAGUUCAGAGUUUGAUUCCUUCUUGAAUGAUAGAGCCCAAGCUGCUGACACCCUCCCCAGCAUAACAGCCGCUACAGGUCAAAGGUCACGGAAGCUACAAAAAGAUGACGAAGAGAAUCCCUUGUUUGCUUUAUAAAUUAUGAACCCUGUGUGAAAGUGUAUGAAAGAAUGUAUGAAAACUGAUCUAAUUAUAGUAACAUGAUAAUUGUUUACAGUAUCACAUGAUCACAACAUGGUCAGUCAUAGUAUGCCAAACUGUGGAAAACUGGUCAUCAAUACUUUGUUAGAUCCUGUAAAUCAGAGAAAAAUUUCUUGCUACCUUUUUUCCUAGCUGUAAGUAUUGUUUUGUACAUUAUUUAUUCAUUUACCUACCUACAUUCAAAUUUGUACUUGGAAUAAAAAUUUUAGAAGAUAUAUAUAUAUAUGCAAUUAUUUGAUAAGACAUUUAUGAAUGAUUUCAUGUGUAAAAAGAAUUGCAUGAAUUUUUCCAUUGUGAGGCUUAUUGCCUUGUUUUUACUACAAAUGAUAAUUAUAGAAGCAAUUAUUAAACUGUAAAAAUCUAUUGAGUGGCAUAAUGUUUUGUAAUGAUUUGCUCUAAUACAGUUGAACUUUGUUGUCUUGAACUUUGAUUUUUUUGAAUACACUAGAUAAGUUGAAUUUUGUUGUAUUGAACAUUAAUUUUCUGAAUAUCCAAAUAUGUUGAAGUGAGUCAGCAUUCCUGGUUGAAUCAUGAAUCCACUUGUCAACAUCAUUAUCUUGAACCAUCAGAUAUCUUGAAGUCAGACAAUCCUGCUAUGUUGGAAAUAUAAGGGUUGACUGUAUUUCAUUCAGUUUUAAGAAUGGCUUAAUGCAAAAGCAUACAAAAGGUUUUUCAGUGUUUAAAAAGAAUAUAGCAAAUGUUUUUUCUAAAAAAAAAAAGGGGGGGGUCAUAAUAAUGUCAUUCAAAUGUAUUACAUGUACUAUGACGUAAACACAAGCUGCAAAUAUUGAUAUGUACAGGCUUGAUAUAUACAAAUUUUGUUAGUUUUAGGCUUAAUAUAUAUAUAUAUAUAUAUAUAAUUUGCCAUUAAAAUCUUGUAGAGGGUCCAAAUUUCAAGGAACUGCAAGUUUUUAUGAUAUCAUUGUAAGAAGCAUUUUUAUAAAGGCAUGGGACUUUAUGUUUAGUACAAAUAAUGAUUUAUCUUAUCUUUUUUUUUUUUCUUUUUUUUUUUUUUCUUUUUUUUUUUUUUUGUUAAAAGACCUUGGUCACUGUGAUUAUUUCAUAGAUUUGUUGGAAAAUGUAAGGGAUGCUCUUAGAGGAUUGAAUGUUAUUACUGGCUGUGCAGUUUUUGAUUAAGAAAUCAAUAGUGGAGAAAUACAUGUGUAUUGACCUAACAGAACCCACCCACAUAAUAAGAAUGAUACAAGAGUUGGCUGUAAUCAGCAGAAUUAAUCAAGAUGGGUUCAGAUUUUAAUUUUAGUUUCAAGAAAAUAUACCACCACAAAAAUGAAAAUCAUGGAGCUUAGUAGUGGCUGAGACUCUGUUAAAAUCUGAAUUCAUUGUGUAAUGAAUAUUCACCUGUUUUUAUCUGAUAGAAAGUUGUUAACUAAACACUACAUUGUUUUUACAUUGAAAGUCAUUGUAUAAUAAGCUUUAAAGUUACUUCUAAAGAACAUAUAUGUAUUGAUUAUUCUGUCAACAAGUUCAAUGAACUCAUAUAUUCAAGAACAAUUAGCCUGCUUUGAAUUGUGUAGAACUUUUGAACUGAUUUAAUAAUGAGUAAAACAAAUUGAGCCAUUUAUUUUUUGAAUAUAUUUUGGGUUAAAAAUCUUUUUAAUUUGGAUUGAUUUAGACUAAAAACUCUGAAUGUUUACUUCAAAGCUUUUUUGUUCCUUUCUAUUUAAAGAGAUCUAUACAGUGUUAAUCUGAAGUUACUCAUGAUGACACUGAUUAAUCAUCACUUUGGGAUAAAAACAUCCUAUAAACUAAACUAUAAGCACCUAAGUGCAUUGUCAUUUGAUAUGGUUUUCUAUAAUUUGUCCUGGAUGUACUAUAUAUUUAUCUCAUGGCAAACAGAAUAAAUGUAAAAGAAAUUGUGUAGUAAUCUGUAUCCAUUUGAGUGUUCAACACACUUGUCUAUUUAACAUGAUGUUGAAAAAUAAAAAAAAUAUUGUUA
Messenger RNA from Saccostrea echinata, 3698 nucleotides. Its product is annotated as TOM1-like protein 2. The coding region runs from base 95 to 1678 and encodes 527 amino acids. The record is from RefSeq and is a predicted model, not a curated record. Lineage: Eukaryota; Metazoa; Mollusca; Bivalvia; Ostreida; Ostreidae. Gene Ontology annotation, biological process: signal transduction. Gene Ontology annotation, cellular component: membrane; endosome. Gene Ontology annotation, molecular function: ubiquitin binding; phosphatidylinositol binding; clathrin binding. The transcript has 16 exons.